AGAUAGGAGGGCUGCACUUUGUCCUGGACUUUUGAGCUGCUCUGUUGUUCGCUGCUGGAUGCCUUUUUCACUCCGCACGUCUCCGUUGUGUCAUUGCAGUUGAGAGCUGAGAGCUGAGAGUGAAGAGGGACCCGAGUGAAGAUGUCUAUCUCCACUCAGCUGGGUCUGCUGUUGUGGAAGAACUUCACCUACAGAAGGAGACAAACGCUCCAACUGCUGACAGAGAUUGUGUGGCCUCUCUUUAUUUUCUUCAUCCUGAUUGCUGUGAGGUUGAACUACCCACCUUAUGAGCAACAUGAAUGUCACUUUCCCAACAAAGCCAUGCCCUCGGCAGGCACCCUGCCCUGGAUCCAGGGCAUCGUCUGCAAUGCCAACAAUCCCUGCUUCCGACACCCAACCCCUGGGGAAUCUCCAGGAGUCGUUGGAAACUUCAACGAUUCCAUAAUCUCACGCCUGUUUUCUGAUGCCAAGAAGAUCUUACUGUACAGUCAAAAUGACAAGAGCUUAGAUGGAUUCAAGGAGCUUAUCAGUGCAGUGAAAGUCAUGCAAAACAACACAGCUGGUUUCAAGCUGAAGGACUUCCUGCGUGAAAAUGAAACCCUUUCCACGUUCCUCCAGCAAAACGCCUCCUUUUCCCAUAAUUAUGUACAGAAUAUUCUGAAAGCUGAUGUGAAUCUUGAAAAGGUGCUGAUCAAAGGUUUUGGCGUCCAUCUGAGAGACAUGUGCAGCACCACCACACUUGAGGAUUUUGUGAGCAUCCCAGACGAAAGGGUGGCGAGAUUCACCCAGGACCUCAUCUGCAGCGCUCCCAAUAGCUGGCUAGACCAGGCCGAGAGACACUUCAAGUCCAACUUGGAUUUCCUCAAACCUAUUAGGUCAGACAUGAGGACUAAUGCCACUGACGUCCGUCUAGUUGCCAAAGCUACAGACAACCUUCUGGAAAGCCUGGGAUCACUGGCUGUGGAGCUGGCCAGUAUGAGGAGCUGGAGUGACCUGCGAAACGAGAUCCUGUUUCUGACAGAAAACGCCACCGGCUCGCCGAGUCUGAUGUACCAGGCUAUGUCCCGUAUCGUGUGUGGACACCCGGAAGGCGGUGGCCUCAAGAUCAAAUCCCUCAACUGGUAUGAGGACAGCAACUUCCAGGCGCUGUUCGGCAGCCACAACGACAGUGAUAACGAACCAGUUUCAGUCUAUGACAACACCACCACUCUAUACUGUAACAACUUGAUGAAGAACAUGGAAGCCAGUCCUAUCUCUCGAAUGAUCUGGAGAGCACUGAAACCUCUCCUGAUGGGGAAGAUCCUCUACACGCCACACAGCCCUGCAACACAGAAGAUCCUCUACACGCCACACAGCCCUGCAACACAGAAGAUCAUUCAUGAGGUCAACAAGACAUUUCAGGAGCUCGGAAUUCUACGAGAUUUAGGCGGAAUGUGGGAAGAAGCCAGACCGAAGGUUUGGAACUUCAUGGAGAACAGUGAAGAAAUAGAUUUGAUGCGGACGCUUCUUCGAAACAAUGUCACUGCUAGUUUCUUCAGUGCCCAGUUGGCUGAGACUCAGUGGAGCGUGGAGGAUGUUAUAAGCUUCUUGUCUAAGCACUCCGAGGACACGCGUCCUCAUGGAACGGCAUUUACGUGGCGGGACGUCUUCAAUGAGACGGAUCAGGCCAUUAUGAGCAUAUCCCGUUUCAUGGAGUGUGUAAACCUGGAUAAACUUGAACCUGUGAGCACAGAGGAGAAAAUGGUGAACGAGUCCAUGAGUCUCCUGGAUAACAGAAAGUUUUGGGCGGGAAUUGUGUUUCUGGACAUUCAGUCCAACAGCUCUGAACUUCCCCCACACGUCAAUUACAAGAUCCGCAUGGACAUCGACAGUGUGGAGCGCACAAACAAGAUUAAAGAUGGGUAUUGGGAUCCCGGUCCCAGGGCUGAUCCGUUUGAGGAUUUGCGGUAUAUUUGGGGAGGAUUUACUUACCUUCAGGAUGUAGUUGAACACAGCAUCAUUAGAGCAGUUACUGGGACCAAAGAGAAGACUGGUGUUUACAUCCAACAGAUGCCUUAUCCAUGUUAUGUAGAUGAUAUUUUCCUUCGCAUUAUGAGCCGUUCCAUGCCGCUUUUCAUGACUCUGGCCUGGAUGUACUCAGUGGCCAUCAUCAUCAAAGGUGUCGUCUACGAGAAGGAGGCCCGGCUCAAGGAGACCAUGAGGAUUAUGGGAUUGGACAAUGGAAUCCUGUGGUUCAGUUGGUUCAUUAGCAGCCUCAUCCCUCUUCUCAUCAGCGCAGGCCUGCUGGUUCUUCUACUCAAGAUGGGUAAUCUCCUGCCCUAUAGUGACCCUGGCGUAGUCUUCCUCUUCCUCGGGUCAUUCGCUGUGGUAACCAUCAUGCAGUGUUUUCUGAUCAGUACGGCGUUCGCACGUGCCAACCUGGCAGCGGCUUGCGGGGGCAUUAUCUACUUCACCCUCUACCUGCCUUAUGUGCUCUGUGUGGCUUGGCAAGACUACGUGGGCUUCAGCGCCAAAGUCAUUGCUAGCUUACUGUCUCCAGUGGCGUUUGGAUUUGGCUGUGAGUAUUUUGCCCUGUUUGAAGAGCAGGGUGUGGGCAUCCAAUGGAAUAACCUCUUCUCCAGCCCAAUGGAAGAAGACAACUACAACCUCACCACCUGCCUCAUCCUCAUGUACUUUGAUGCCUUCCUGUAUGGGGUCAUGACCUGGUACAUUGAGGCCGUGUUCCCAGGGCAGUAUGGCAUUCCCAGGCCAUGGUACUUCCCUUUCAGUAAAUCCUACUGGUUUGGAGAGAGCAACACAAACAAUACUGCAGUUCAUGGAAAGAAGAGCAAUGCUGGAACUGUCUGCAUUGAAGAGGAACCCACUCACCUUGAAUUGGGAGUUUACAUUGAGAAUCUUGUGAAGGUCUACCGUCAUGGCAAAAAGCUAGCAGUCGAUGGGUUGACACUUGGCUUCUAUGAGGGGCAAAUAACUUCUUUCCUAGGUCACAAUGGAGCUGGAAAAACCACCACCAUGUCUAUCCUAACUGGCCUAUUCCCUCCCACCUCUGGCACUGCAUAUAUCAUGGGCAAAGAUAUUCGCUCAGAGCUCAGUUCCAUCAGACGGAGCCUCGGAGUGUGUCCACAACACAACGUCCUCUUCAGCAUGUUGACAGUAGAAGAGCACAUCUGGUUCUAUGCCCGUCUGAAGAGUCUGUCUGAGGAGGACGUGAAGGCUGAGAUGGAGCAGAUUCUGACUGAUACUGGCCUUCAACACAAACGCAAGUCCAGGACCAGCCAGCUGUCAGGUGGUAUGCAGAGGAAACUCUCGGUAGCCCUUGCUUUUGUUGGAGGGUCAAAGGUUGUUAUUUUGGAUGAGCCCACUGCUGGUGUGGACCCAUACGCUCGAAGAGGCAUCUGGGACCUUCUUCUGAAGUAUCGUACAGGUCGGACUAUCCUUCUUUCCACCCAUCAUAUGGAUGAAGCGGAUAUUCUGGGCGAUCGUAUUGCUAUCAUCUCCCAUGGAAAGCUUUGUUGUGUGGGCUCUUCGCUCUUUCUUAAGACUCAACUGGGAACUGGAUACUAUCUUACCUUGGUGAAGAAAAACACUGAGCCUUCUCUCAGCUCUUGCAGGAACUCGAGCAGCACUGUGUCCUUUGUUAAGAAAGAUGACAAUGCAUCUGAGAGCAGUUCGGAUGCUGGUCUAGGUAGUGAUCAAGAAAGCGAAGCCGCCACAGCAAUUGGAACUACAUGGCCUGAAUCUCCUGUUGUUCCUGUUGAUGUAGCCCUCAUCUCCAGUCUAAUCCUGAAGCACGUUCCCGCUUCUCGCAUGGUGGAAGACCUCGGUCAUGAGAUCACAUAUGUGUUGCCGUACGAGUCUGCCAAAGAUGGUGCUUUCGUUGAGCUCUUCCAUGACCUGGAUGAUCGGCUCGCUGACCUUGGCAUUUCGAGUUAUGGUGUCUCAGAUACUACACUUGAAGAGAUUUUCCUUAAGGUGGCAGAGGACAGUGGAGUUGACACUGAAAUCAUCUCAGAUGGAACUCUGCCUGUUCCCAGACAUAGGCGACACGCAUUUGGUGCUGACCACCAGAGCUGCCUCAAACCCCUGACCGAAGACGAUAACGUUGACUGCAACGACUCUGACGGUGAUCCAGAAUCCAAAGAAACAGACUAUUUGAGCGUUUCUAAUGGGAAAGGAUCAUAUCAAUUGAAAGGCUGGAGUUUGAAGAGGCAGCAGUUUGUGGCUUUAUUGUGGAAGAGAUUGCUUUAUGCUCGCCGCUCAAGGAAAGGCUUCUUUGCACAGAUUGUUCUUCCCGCUGUGUUUGUGUGCAUUGCUCUGGUUUUCAGUCUUAUUGUGCCACCAUUCGGAAAAUAUCCCAGCCUGGCUCUCAAUCCCUGGAUGUAUGAAGAUCAGUUCACAUUCAUCAGUGAUGAUGCUCCACAUGAUAUAAGCACACAAAAGUUACUCAACGCUUUAUUAGAUGAUCCUGGCUUUGGAACACGAUGCAUGGAAGGAGAACCAAUUACUGAUGUUCCCUGUACAAUGGGCGAUGAGGAAUGGUCUACACAAGAAGUGGCAGAAAGCGUGAUGGACAUUUUCACGUCGACAAACUGGACCAUGGACAACCCAUCGCCUGCUUGUGAGUGCAGCUGUAAUGGCAAAAAGAAGAUGCUCCCAGAAUGCCCUGCUGGUGCAGGUGGACUGCCACCUCCUCAGAUUAAGAUGAGUGAAACUGAGACCCUCCAGAACCUGACGGGACGAAACAUCUCAGACUAUCUCGUGAAGACCUAUGCACAGAUCAUUGGGAAAAGCUUAAAGAACAAGAUAUGGGUGAAUGAAUUCAGAUAUGGAGGAUUUUCAUUGGGAGCUAGAAGCACUCAGGUACUUCCUCCUGCUGAAGAGAUCGACGAUGCCAUCUCUAGAGUCAGGGAAAUCUUCCAACUGGGGAAGAACUCAGGAUCAGCGGCCAACCGUUUCUUGAAAAGCCUGUCUGCCUUCAUCAAUGGGCUGGACACUAAGAAUAAUGUCAAGAUAUGGUUCAAUAACAAGGGCUGGCACAGUAUUGGAGCCUUCCUCAAUGUAAUGAACAAUGGUAUCUUGCGUGCCAACUUACCACCUGGCAAAGACCACCGUCAGUUUGGCAUCACUGCGUUUAACCAUCCGCUCAAUCUGACCAAGGAACAGCUUUCUCAAGUGGCCCUAAUGACCACCUCAGUGGACGUGCUGGUUUCCAUCUGUGUGAUCUUCGCCAUGUCCUUCGUCCCCGCCAGCUUCGUUGUCUUCCUCAUUCAGGAGCGAGUGAAUAAGGCCAAGCACAUGCAGUUUAUCAGCGGAGUGCAGCCAUACCUCUACUGGCUGGCCAACUUUCUCUGGGAUAUGUGCAAUUAUGUUGUUCCUGCUACUCUGGUGAUCCUGAUCUUUGUGUGCUUUCAACAAAAAGCCUACGUCUCUGCAACCAACCUGCCUGUUCUUGCCCUUCUACUGCUUCUUUAUGGAUGGUCCAUCACUCCUCUUAUGUACCCGGCUUCAUUCCUCUUCAAAAUCCCCAGCACCGCUUACGUGGUGCUCACUAGUGUCAAUAUCCUCAUUGGGAUCAAUGGCAGCGUGUCCACUUUUGUCAUGGAGUUAUUUGGAAAUAAUGAGAUCGGUGGCAUUAAUGACAUCCUGAAGAACGUUUUGCUCAUCUUCCCGCAUUUCUGCCUGGGUCGAGGUCUCAUCGACAUGGUGAAGAAUCAGGCCAUGGCUGAUGCUCUGGAGAGAUUUGGUGAGAACCGUUUCCGUUCUCCAUUGGAGUGGGACAUGGUGGGCAAGAAUCUUUUUGCUAUGGCUGUGGAAGGAGUGGUUUUCUUCAUCAUCACAGUCCUUAUCCAGUACCGUUUCUUCUUUGAACCCAAGUCUUUAAGUGCCAAGUUGAGUCCGAUUGGAGAGGAAGAUGAGGAUGUGGCCAGAGAGAGGCAGAGAAUCAUGAGUGGAGCUGGACAGGGAGACAUUCUUGAGCUCAGACAACUCACUAAGGUGUACAAGCGGAAACAGAAGCCUGCUGUCGAUCGUCUAUGUGUAGGCAUUCCUCCAGGAGAGUGUUUUGGUCUGCUUGGUGUCAACGGAGCCGGAAAGACAAGUACUUUUAAAAUGCUGACCGGAGACUCUGUGGUCACCAAAGGAGAAGCAUUCUUGGCUGGGAAAAGUAUACUCAGAGAAAUAGAUGAAGUACAUCAGAACAUGGGCUACUGCCCUCAGUUUGAUGCCAUCAAUGAUCUGCUGACAGGACGGGAACACCUGGAAUUCUAUGCCAUCCUGCGCGGUGUACCUGAGAAGGAAGUUUGUGAGGUGGCGGAGUGGGGAAUCCGUAAACUGGGCCUCGUGAAGUACUUGGACAAGAAAGCAGGAAGCUACAGCGGUGGCAACAUGCGCAAACUCUCCACCGCCAUAUCACUCAUUGGAGCCCCACCAGUGGUUUUCCUGGAUGAGCCCACCACUGGAAUGGACCCCAAAGCACGACGAGCACUGUGGAACUGCAUCCACAGCGUCAUCAAAGAGGGACGCUCCGUCGUACUUACCUCACACAGUAUGGAGGAAUGUGAAGCGCUGUGCACCAGGAUGGCCAUCAUGGUGAACGGCAGGUUCCGCUGUCUGGGUAGCGUCCAGCACCUGAAAAACAGAUUUGGCGAUGGGUACACCAUCAUUCUGAGGGUUGCUGGGCCGGAUCCUGACCUGCAGCCAGUGAUGAAGUUCAUUGAGAGCGAGCUGCCAGGAAGCACCCUGAAAGAAAAACACAGAAACAUGCUGCAAUACCAGCUUCCCUCCUCCCUCACCUCCCUCGCUCACAUCUUCAGCAUCCUCGCUAAGAACAAAGAGUUUCUCAGGAUAGAGGACUACUCUGUGUCCCAAACCACUCUGGACCAGGUAUUUGUUAACUUUGCCAAGGACCAAAGUGACGACCCCUCAGACAGCUCCAUUCGUCGUAAAGAGACAGCGGUCAACAUGGCCCUCCUGAGCCCUCUGCCUGCUAAAGAGAACAUGGAGAAGCCAAUAGAAAGCUUUGUGUGAGCCGGAGUCUCCCUUUACACUACAUGCUAACUGGAGCCAGUGGAUUCCACAUAUUUCACAAUGUUUCUGUGGCCUUUGAGCUCUGCCGUUCUGUGGCCUUUGAGCUCAGAGGUCUGCCGUUCUGACCUCUGUCUGAAGAUAAACGUCUUCACCGGUCAGCAGAGAGGCAGAUACUGCAGCUGACACACUCAAUGCAAGUCAAUGCAAAAGAAAUUAAAAAGACUUCUCUCGUGUUUCUAGCAUGGCUGAAUCUGAACCAUGUUAGUCACAUAAUUUCUGGUGUAGUCGGACUGCACAGACUCUAUUUUGCGUAGUCGUCGAUAUUGAUAGAUUUUCAUCGUGCAAGAUAAUCGGCUCGAUGGAAAAUGCCAAUGAUCAAUAAUUCGGGGUCAGUGUCUUUGUAUUUUAUUUUCUUAAGACUAGAAGACUGGGGAAUCACAUGCUGAAGAAUCAGAAUCGUUUGCGUGGCCAAGGGCUGAACUGCAAAACUG
Molecule: messenger RNA, 7517 nt
Organism: Sinocyclocheilus rhinocerous
Lineage: Eukaryota; Metazoa; Chordata; Actinopteri; Cypriniformes; Cyprinidae
Product: ATP-binding cassette sub-family A member 1-like
Exons: 47
Coding region: 142-7026 (2294 amino acids)
Biological process (GO): transmembrane transport; lipid transport
Cellular component (GO): membrane; intracellular membrane-bounded organelle
Molecular function (GO): ATP binding; ATP hydrolysis activity; lipid carrier activity
Source: RefSeq, a predicted model, not a curated record